UAUGUGAAAAAAAGACAAUGUACAAUCCUUAAUAAAACAUUUUGACUACAGAUACAGGAGCCACAUGCAUGCUGUCAUCACUUUCAUCAAGUUUGAUAGCUAAACAAAAUCAGACUUUGGAUUUUGUUUGAUUAUUAUUAUUUUUAAAUCGUCAGGCUGUUUGUUUAGUACACACUCCUGGACAGCAGGAAGCGCUCUGAAUCCCCAACGCUGCCUUUGUCAAUAACAACGAACGAAGAAGACCGUGUGACGUCAUUGGGCUACAUCCGCAAUAUCUGACAGUUUUAACAACAUGGAUGCCACGGCUGUAGUUAGCCAGGAAAGCGGCGCCUCGAAGAUGCAAGAGAAGCUGCAGAAGCGGCACCAGGAGAGGACGGAUGACGCCGAGCGGAGGAAGGAAGCGAAGGAGAGCCGGUCUGUCGCAGAGGAAAAGGGCGACUACUUCGUCGGCGCUUUCAACGCAGAGCGAGAGUCCAUCGAGGAGCUGCUGUCCAGCUGCUCAGGAGCCCACCGGGCUGAUGUGACCCAAAAGCUGGAGGAGGCGACGGCCAAAACGCUGCAGCUGCAGAAGUUCCUGAGCGACAGCACGUUGUUUUUGAAGCAGUACGAUCUGAGACAAGCCCAGGCUGCUCUGCAGAAGCUCCAGUCCUCCAUUGCAGAGACCAGAGAGGAGGGUCUACCCAAGAAGAAGUUUGCCUUUCGAGCUCGCACCAAAGCCACUGAUAAAGCUCCAGUGUCAGACCCCCCUGCGCCUACUCCUGCAGGGUCUGCAAGCACUCACGCGGGUGGCUCUGCACCCUCUGUGAAGUGCGGCUUCUCCAACAUGGACAGUGUGUGCGUCACAAAAACAGCAGAGGAGAUCAGCAAACAGGAUGUGCUGUUGACUGACCUCACUAACUGCAAGGUCCGCUUGCUUGGUUCCCCUAGCACACUGCACCUGAAGAAUAUCGAUACCUGUGAGAUCCUGUGUGGGCCCGUGUCCAGCUCCGUGUUCAUCGACCAGUGCAAAAGCAGUGUUCUGGCGUUCCCGUGUCAGCAGCUACGGACCCACAACACCACAGAUACUCAGGUCUAUCUGCACGUCACAAGCAGGGCCAUCAUAGAGGACUGUCAUGGAGUGAGCUUUGCCCCGCUCUCCUGGUCAUAUCCGAGCAUGGACGAGGACUUUUCUGUGUCGGGACUGGACCGGGACCGGAACAACUGGAGCCAGGUGGAUGACUUCAACUGGCUCGCUGCAGGAACGCCUUCCCCUAACUGGAGUGUGAUUCCAGAGGCAGACAGGAAGACCGAUUGGGACCCCGAGAAUCAGACAGUGGAGUGAUCAAAAUGACAUGUUUUCAGCCCAUGCACUCCCAAUAAUAAUCAAAUAGUCUCACUUGACAUGUUUUAAUGCUGCUUCUGUUUUUUUUUUAUAACUGGUUAUGUUGCACUGCUUUAAGAAACUUUUUAAAGCUACACUACAGAAUCAAAACAAUUGAAAACCAAGAGGCCAAUUGCAAAACUCUGACAUUUGAUUAACGUUCUUUUUUCUCAGCAUUAUUUUUUAGAUAUAUUGGAAUUUUGCUGAAAAGAUUUAUUGCACACCGUUUUUUGUAUAUGAACACAAAUAUUCAAGCACCUAAUAAACUGAUCUUGGCUGUAACUUGUAAUGUCAUGGUUAACUGUUGUUUACUUUGAUCAGUGAGUCUAUAAAGUGUCAGAAAAUACAGAAAAUCUAGAGCGCAUGGUGACGUAUUCAGGGUUGUUACACCUGAUAAACUGUUAAAAAUCUAAAGAUGUUUACUGUCAACGAGCCCAGAAAAAGAGGAUGUUCUUUAUUUUUGAUGCAAUAGUGACUGAAAUGAUAAAACUGAUAUCAGAAUUGUAGAGCAAUCCUAGAUAUCAACAGAUUUGUGAGGUUGUGAAUUCUAAAAUGAAAUUCUUUCUACUUUCUAAAAAAUACAAAUUGUAAAACACUUUCUGAUUGAUUCUUAAAAACUACAAUCAGAUGCAGGAUUUACCUACUUUUAAAUAAUCUAAUGUUGUUUAGAAUAUGUGUAGUGGGGGCUGUUGCCAUUAAGGACAAAUCAUUGUGCUAGCCUGCUAUUGUUGAAUAAAUGAACAACAUUUAGAUGUAUUAUAUGCAAAAGAAUAGGUCUGGGCACAGUGAUAAUUAUUGCGAAAUAAGGUUUCUCAGUGUUUUCCAGCACCGUGCACUGUGCCUUUGACUGUAAAAUGUUCCUCUUUUCAAUUAUUGUUUGUCAUGUUCUGACAAUAAAGAAUGUCUAAAUCACAA
Labrus bergylta (ballan wrasse) is the source of this 2275-nucleotide messenger RNA. Lineage: Eukaryota; Metazoa; Chordata; Actinopteri; Labriformes; Labridae. The record is from RefSeq and is a predicted model, not a curated record.